UCCGCCUAACGUUUCUUUCCGUCCUUAUUAACUAGAACUGAAUUGUUCCAGUUAAUGCAUUUCGGCUUGGGGGUCCUAAACCACAAAAACCAAACAAAAAAAAACGCCUCAGUUAAGCACUUUCAUGUUAGGUAGGAAACACACAAAGGCACUUAACUGGGCACUCAGUAGCUUCAUCACAAUCACGGCGGUGGUCUUGAAAACAGACAUGACUUACACGCGUUUUAAUCUUACCCUUCUUAUUUGGUGGCUCUCCACUGGGGUCUUGCCCUCAGCACUGUAUGCCCUGCGCCAGGUUCUGCCUGGAAGUACGGUAGCUCUGCCCUGCAACUUCACAAGCCGCUCUGAGAUCACAUGGAUCCGACAGCACUCAGAGGAAAUCACUAUGCUGGGGAUCUCAAAAAUAAGUAUGGACAGCACAACGGUGAACACGUUCGACAGAGAAGACCACUUCACAGCCACUAAAGACAAUCUGACAGGGCUUAUAAAUCUAUGGAUUAAGGAAGUCAGUGAAGCAGACCUGGGGAUCUAUUUCUGCAGUGUACGAAUCAAUGGGAGGCUGACCUUUGGUUCAGGGGAGCACCUAACUUUUGCAGGUCCGACGUCACAGACCUCAUUUCCUGUGUGCUGGACUCUCCUGGCCGCCGUCACCCCAGCAGGUGCCCUGCUGAUCACUCUGCUUGUCUACAAGCUCUGCCAUCCUGCAGAUUGUAAGACCUCUGCUUGUGCCAGCUGUCAGGGAAGGAGUGACAAGCUGAAGACUGUGGAUCUACACUAUGACAGUCUUUGCCUACCUGACAAGGCCUGCCCUCCUGUUCAGAGAUGCCCCACCUCCAAUGGCGUGAUCUAUGCCACGGUAGCAUUUCAGGGAACAGCCAGGCAAAACUAAGGCUUGCUUUCUGCAGUGUCACCUACCAUGAGUCCUGGCUGCAGCUGAAAGGACAUGCAUGUAUGUGUUCAUGACUAUAGCCUUUAAUCACAGAAGUGAACACAAGUGAAAUGGAAUGAUGCUUCAUUUGCUAUUUGCACAAGUAUAUCAGAAUGCUUUGUUUUUGUAUGUCACAUCUUGCUCUUCUUUGAAGCACACACACAUUUUCAGUUAAGUGUGAAGCUUGAUUCAACAACCUUUUGAAAGUAGUAAAUUUUAUGUAGCGUGUGAUUGCAAAACUGUAUUGUUUUGAAUGCUGAGGGGAUUGUUAUUAAAUGGUGUACUGUGAAACAAA
Messenger RNA from Brienomyrus brachyistius, 1223 nucleotides. RefSeq lists its product as uncharacterized. The record is from RefSeq and is a predicted model, not a curated record. Lineage: Eukaryota; Metazoa; Chordata; Actinopteri; Osteoglossiformes; Mormyridae. The transcript is spliced from 5 exons. Bases 125 to 889 code for a protein of 254 amino acids.